Lathyrus oleraceus (garden pea) is the source of this 1559-nucleotide messenger RNA. Its product is annotated as amino acid permease 6. The transcript has 6 exons. Lineage: Eukaryota; Viridiplantae; Streptophyta; Magnoliopsida; Fabales; Fabaceae. Bases 15 to 1415 code for a protein of 466 amino acids. The record is from RefSeq and is a predicted model, not a curated record.
UCAAAAAGAAAAGCAUGACAGUUGAAAGUAGCUUAUUCACAGAAGAUAGUAAAUAUGAUGGCGAUGCUUCCAUAAAACGAACAGGAACAUGGAUGACUGCAAGUGCGCACAUAGUUACUGCUGUGAUUGGAUCUGGAGUGUUAUCUUUGGCGUGGGCUGUUGCGCAAUUGGGAUGGAUUGCAGGAUCUGCCGUUGUCAUGCUCUUCUCCAUCAUCACUUAUUUCACUUCUUGUCUACUUUGUGAUAGUUAUAGGUAUCCUGAUCCUGUCAAUGGAAUCAGAAACCGGACUUACAUAGAAGCUGUAAAAAAUAUUUUAGGAGGAUAUCAGCACAAGUUGUGUGGAUUGUCACAAUACACAAAUCUUGUGGGUUGUACCAUUGGUUACACACUCACAGCAUCCAUUAGUAUAGUGGCUAUAAAAAAAUCCAAUUGCUUUCAUAAGUAUGGCCAUGAAGCUGAUUGUAAUACUGCCAAUUAUCCAUAUACGGCCAUCUUUGGGAGCUUUCAGCUUUUUCUAAGCCAAAUCCCAGACUUCCAUGAACUUUCAUGGCUCUCUAUUGUUGCUGCUGUCAUGUCUUUUGGUUAUGCAUCUAUCGGCAUCGGUCUUUCCAUAGCGAAAAUUGCAGAAGGAGGACACCAUUUGGAGACAGGACUUACAGGAGUAGUUGUUGGAGUGGAUGUCACAGGUUCAAAUAAGAUUUGGAAUACCUUUCAAGCACUUGGAAACAUAGCUUUUGCAUAUGCUUUCAGUAUGGUUAUUCUUGAGAUACAGGAUACACUAAAAUCAAGUCCACCUGAAAAUAAAGCCAUGAAGAAAGCAUCACUCGUUGGAAUUUUAGUCACCACAUUCUUUUAUGCAUUAUGUGGUCUUGUAGGGUAUGCAGCAUUCGGGAAUAAAGCACCCGGAAAUUUUUUAACUGGAUUUGGAUUUUACGAACCGUUUUGGCUCGUUGAUAUCGGUAAUCUUUUCAUCAUUAUUCAUCUAGCCGGAGCCUAUCAGGUUUUUGCACAACCUGUAUUUUCCCUUGUGGAAAAUUGGGGUAUUAAGAAGUGGCCACAAAGCAAGUUGAUGAUAAAAGAAUAUAAUAUAAGAAUUCCAUUGGUUGGUAUAUGGAGAAUGAAUAUAUUCAGGUUGAUAUGGAGGACAAUAUAUGUGAUGAUCACAACAUUAAUGGCUAUAAUAUUUCCAUUUUUCAACAGCGUUGUGGGUUUGCUAGGAGCUAUAACAUUCUUUCCCUUGACUGUGUACUUUCCAACAGAGAUGUACCUAACAAGAGCUAAAGUGCCAAAGUAUUCUUCUAUAUGGAUAGGGAUAAAACUUCUAAGUGUGUUUUGCCUUAUAGUCACUCUUGUUGCCACAGUUGCAUCAGUUCAAGGAAUCAUUGCAGAACUUAUGAUCUAUAAGCCCUUCUAAUAGCUAAUUCUCUUCUACCAUUUCUUUUAAUAAACGUGUAUUUCCUAAUCAUUUAGUACUAUACGCUCGUUGCCAUUUGUUUUUUUUAAAUGGUAUGUAAAACUUGUCAUGAUAACGAAAAGGAAUGCACAUUUAUUCGCCUUU